AUGGCCAGCAUUACUCUCAAGCGCACUGGGCAAAAGAUGCCCCUUGUUGGAUUUGGUCUCUGGAAAGUCACCAAGUCUACAUGCGCCGAUACUGUCUAUAACGCAAUCAAGAGCGGCUAUCGCUUGCUCGAUGGUGCAGGCGACUAUGGAAACGAAAAGGAGGCCGGUGAAGGUGUUGCCCGGGCGAUCAAGGAGGGUAUCGUCAAGCGUGAGGACCUCUUCAUCACAUCCAAGCUCUGGAACACUUUUCAUGCCAAGGAGCAUGCUCACGCUCUGGCCCGGAAACAACUCGCCGACUGGGGUCUUGACUACUUUGACUUGUUUUUGAUCCAUUUCCCCGUCUCCCUCAAGUACGUUGACCCGGCCAAGCGGUACCCACCCGAGUGGUUCGGUGAUGACGGUAAAACAGUCGAGCUUCAAAACACCCCGAUCCAAGAAACAUGGCAAGCUCUGGAAGAGCUCGUUGAUGCUGGUUUGGCUAAGAACAUUGGAAUUUCAAACAUGCAAGGCUCUUUGAUCAUCGAUAUAUUCCGCUACGCACGCAUUGCUCCUCAAGUCCUCCAGAUUGAGCACCACCCUUACCUUACUCAGGAGCCUUUGAUCAAACUUGCCAACACCUUGGGCAUUGCCGUGACUGCCUACUCUUCGUUUGGACCUCAGAGCUUCUUGGAGCUCAACAUGGGACAAGGUGUCAAGUCGUUGCUCGAGGGCCACUCCACCAUCGAAUCCGUAGCAAAGGCGCACAACAAGACCGCCGCCCAAGUCCUACUCCGAUGGGCAAGCCAGCGUGGUAUUGCUGUUAUCCCCAAGAGCAACAACCAAGGCCGCCUCGAACAAAACUUGGCUUCGACCGAUUUUGAUCUGAGUGAUGAGCAGAUCAAAUCCAUCAGUGCUCUUAACCAGGGCAUUCGCUUCAACAACCCUGCAGAUAUCGACCCACGCAUGUCGAUCUUUGCAUAG
Molecule: messenger RNA, 960 nt
Organism: Rhizoctonia solani
Lineage: Eukaryota; Fungi; Basidiomycota; Agaricomycetes; Cantharellales; Ceratobasidiaceae
Product: aldo/keto reductase family protein
Exons: 9
Coding region: 1-960 (319 amino acids)
Cellular component (GO): cytosol
Molecular function (GO): aldose reductase (NADPH) activity
Source: RefSeq, a predicted model, not a curated record